CAUAUUUCUCUCUAAAAACCUAGACUUCACCAUAGUCCUUCCGGCCACAAUAGCUACCCGAUCAACAUUUUAAUUUUUCAUUCCGUCAGGUCCCCCGCCGUACGUAUUUCCGGCCACUCCUUACAUUUCGGUUUGAAUCUAUCUUUUUCCUCAUGAGAAGUAAUUCAUAAUCAAUUAAGCAAUUUCCCUUUCCUUUCAUUUCAGUGACGCGCGUUUGGUCAUUUACAACGGCUCGAGACGCUACAAAAGUCAUUAAGUCAAUUAUAUUGUUGACUAUCACAUUAAGUAGCGCGUUUGUGUUUCUACUCGCGUUCCCCAAAAACACGUUUCGUUCUUCUGGAGAUACAGUAACAGAACCAAUGGCUCGAAGCUUUAUUCUGUGGCUUCACGGUCUUGGUGACUCUGGUCCUGCAAAUGAACCAAUCAAGACAUUAUUCACUUCUCCCCAAUUCAGAGACACCAAAUGGUCCUUCCCUUCCGCCCCCUACGCCUCUGUCACUUGCAACCAUGGUUCUGUAAUGCCUUCAUGGUUUGACAUUAAGGAGAUUCCUGUUACAGCUGAGUCUCCAAAUGACGAAAGUAGUUUGCUUAAUGCUGUUCAAAAUGUUCAUGCUACUAUAGACAAGGAAAUAGCCGCUGGCGUAAACCCUAACAAUAUAUUUAUCUGUGGAUUCAGUCAAGGAGGUGCCUUGACAUUGGCUAGUGUGCUGCUGUACCCUAAAACUUUAGGUGGAGGUGCUAUCUUUAGUGGUUGGGUUCCAUUUAAUUCGUCUAUUACAGAACAAAUUACACCCGAAGCUAAGCAGACACCCAUACUGUGGUCCCAUGGGCUUGCUGAUAAAACAGUAUUGUUCGAGGCCGGACAAGCAGCCCCUCCAUUCCUUGAAAAAAUUGGUGUUGGUUGUGAGUUUAAGGCUUAUCCUGGUCUUGCCCACUCGAUAACCAGCGAGGAGCUGCGGUAUCUCGAGUCAUGGAUCAAGGCACGCCUACAGAGUUCUUCGUAGUAGUUAUUUCAGCCCGUAUCUCUUGCAUUGCAACUGAAUAAUUUGAAUAUAUGCUUGUGCUUGUGUAGACCUCCGUAUCAUUCUAUAUCUAUUUUCACUUUGUUGUUAUCAAUAAUUAACCGGAUUGAAAUUCUUGAUCUCAGUUACUGUCUUUUCUUUUCUUACUCUCUCAAAAACCCUGCAAGUUUGCAUUAUCUGCCUUUGGUAUAUGGCAUAAUAUUUGUUUAUUCUCCUUUA
This is a messenger RNA of Cicer arietinum (chickpea), 1241 nucleotides long. Lineage: Eukaryota; Viridiplantae; Streptophyta; Magnoliopsida; Fabales; Fabaceae. The record is from RefSeq and is a predicted model, not a curated record.